AUGUACAUCAAGCAUGAUUGGGGUUCGGAAAUUGGUCUGAAGAGAAGCUACUUCCAUCUUUCUUUAUUUUUGAGUUCUAUCUCUCUUCAUUGCUUUAUUUCUCUUAAUUUUUACUUUCUUUUUAGUUACUUACUGCCUUUCAUUCUGUCUUUAUUUCUCUUUCGUUUGCUUUCAAUCUUCCUUUCUUUCUUUAGGUUUUUACUCAUCGUUCGCUUGCUUUGUUUUCUUUCUUUCUCUCUGAAUUCCAUGUUGACAGUCUUUAUUUCGGACAUUAUCGCUUUUCAUUCGUGCCUUCAACCUUUUCUGUCUCUGCCUGUCUAUCUUUCUCUCUCUCUCUAUCUCUCUCUCUAUCUCUAUCUAUCUCCAUCUAUCUCAGUCUGUUCCAUCUAUCUUCAGUCUGUUCAUAUGUAUCUAUCUAAAUCUCUUCAUAUCUAUCUAUCUAUCUAUCUAUCUAUCUCAGUCUGUUCUAUCUAUCUAAAGUCUAUUAUAUAUCUAUCUAUCUAUCUAUCAUCUAUCUAUCUAUCUAUCUAUCUAUCUCAGUCUGUUCAUAUGUAUCUAAAUCUAAAUCUGUUCAUAUCUAUCUAUAUAUAUCUAUCCCAGUCUGUUCAUAUCUCUGAAUCUAUCUAUCUAUCUAUCUAUCUAUCUAUCUAUCUAUCUAUCUCAGUCUGUUCAUAUCUAUCUAUCUAUCUAUCUAUCUAUCUAUCUAUCUAUCUAUCUAUCUCAGUCUGUUCAUAUCUAUCUAUCGAUCUAUCUAUCUAUCUAUCUAUCUAUCUAUCUAUCUAUCUAUCAAUUCUUCAUCGUUCUUUUCUCUGGAUAUUGCUCUUUAAAGUGACCAUCAUAUUUUGCCUUUAA
Acanthosepion pharaonis is the source of this 852-nucleotide messenger RNA. The record is from the annotation of a GenBank genome assembly. Lineage: Eukaryota; Metazoa; Mollusca; Cephalopoda; Sepiida; Sepiidae.